This is a messenger RNA of Portunus trituberculatus (swimming crab), 2480 nucleotides long. RefSeq names its product ubiquitin-conjugating enzyme E2 R2-like. Lineage: Eukaryota; Metazoa; Arthropoda; Malacostraca; Decapoda; Portunidae. The record is from RefSeq and is a predicted model, not a curated record. Bases 1 to 426 code for a protein of 141 amino acids. The transcript has 3 exons.
AUGAGUUGGUACAAAAUUGGGGCACAAAUAAAUACCUCGUCCUCAUUUCAGAAUGUUCGCACAGUGUUGCUCUCGGUGAUUUCGCUGCUGAAUGAACCCAACACAUAUUCUCCGGCCAAUGUGGAUGCCUCAGUCAUGUACAGGCGCUGGCGAGACUCCAAAGGAAAGGACAAAGAAUACGAGAACAUCAUAAGGAAACAAGUGAUGUCGUCACGAGUGGAGGCAGAGCGGGAUGGAGUGGUGGUGCCGCUCACGCAGGAGGAUUACUGCAUUAAAACCAAGGUUAAACCUGAUGCAGAACCUGUGGACAUGUACGACUUCUAUGACGACGACUAUGAUAUUGAUGAUGACGAUGAAGAAGAGGAGGAGGAGGACCUUUCUGCAGAAAUUGAUGACGGUGACGACAGUGGAAAUGGAGAGUCGUGAUAGGCUGGCGGUGGCAUUGGAGGACGUCUGGUUUCCGGCUCGAGUGCUUAAACGUCCAUAAGGAAUAGAAGACAGAAAAUAAGUCAUUCAUGGUAUACUUGUUCAUGGUGUUGCUGAUGAUGUAAAUGGAUCUUGAGUUUCUCCUGAAGUGCUGUGGUGAUAUAGGAGGAAGGUUAGUGGAAACUUCCACCGCUCCUCUUCCCAUACAUCAUGCUUCCCUCACACUCUUACUACUAUUGGCCCCACACAGCUGAAGACUUUGCCCCCAUACUUUUAAGGACUAGGCUCCUCAGAACUAAACAUUUGGCAGCAGUUGAAGUACUUACCUCAUUCUGCUGAAGGUUUAGUUCCAUACAGCUAAGGACUUAAAUUUGCUGGUUUGGACUGUGUCACAUUAGACUAAGAACUUUGUUUUCAGCUGAGGUCAAGUACAGUAGAAAUUAGCCUACACAAUGAUCCGCAACCAAGGACAUUGCACCACAAUUGAAGGUUUAAUGUCACUAGAAAUGACUCUUCCCAAAUGCAUAAUUUUUGGUUACACACAACAAGGGACUUUGCUCCAUAUAGGUGAAAAUUUAUGGUGUACAGCCGAGAACUUGGACUACUGUACAGAGCUGAGGAGAGUCAGGUUCCCUCAGAACACAUGGUAAAUGACUGUUUUCCACAUUGUGGUGUUCCAUGAAGUGAAAUGUGUGGACCUGACUGAUGUUCCUGACAUGCUCUUAAAACUGCUCCAGCUGUUUAUGAACUCUGGAUCUAACAGUAGCAACAAUACUGUGAAUUAAUUUUUGCAAUUUUAUCUUCUGAUAAAUCAUUAAUUUGUAAUGUGAAGUUAUGAGAGGAAUAGUUGCAAAAAAAAUGAUUUGAUGGUUGUUUCAUGGAUUACCUGUGUAAUGAGAAGGGGUCUGAAAUGUAAAAGAAAAUGUGCAAUUACUGCAACUUUGUUGAUGGAAGACAUGUAUUGCCUCCACUGAAAGUUUCAAAGUAUUGGCAUUAAGGAAAUGUAAAUGACAUAGUAGGAAGACAAGAGAGUGACUGUAGAGAUGAAUGUGACAUUGUGUUGCUUGGUGACCUGCCUCCCUGACAGUGCUUCAGUGAGAAAAUGUAAGGAAGGAGGACACUCAGGUUAGCAGUGUGUGGUGUAGGAUAAUACUUCUAGUAGUGAUAAUGUGUAUGUCUGAGAAAGUAUGCCAUUAAUACCAUGUCAAAAAAUUCUCCAUUUCCUUUCUUAAAAUUCUUGCUGCAAAGUAUGACUCCCCCUGUCAUUUUUUUUCCCACUUCACAAAUAAUAAAUCCAUCCAAAUUUAGAUAUAUACCUACUUUCUGCUACAUGGCCUCAAUAUGACCCAACCACACAGUGAGGGCAUAUCACACUGUGGGUCACAUGUUAAGCUAAGCUAACACCUAGGCCACUUCUCAACCACCUUAUGGGCACUUUUCUGGGCCACCUUGGAGCUUCCUUCAUAGAUGCUGAGUGUUGGGAAUUUUGUUUGUAUACAAUGUAAAUUCUGAUUGACUCCCUUUGAAGUUUACUUUCCACAAACUAAGCUGCCCAAGGGGAGACUAUGUGGAAGAGUUGACUUGAAAGAUAAAUGGAGGAGGUUAACUGCAGGAGAUUCAUUGUACAUAUCUCAUUGUCAUAUUUAUAAUCACCUUUUCUGUGAACAAAUGAUAUGAGGCAUGUUACCAUGAUGAGGAAACAACAUGAGUUUAAAGUGACAGUUCUCCUACAACAUUUCAGCAGCUCAAUGCCUGUAAAUGGACAUUUGCUCAUUUCUCUGUUGUGUUCUCUCAGUUAUGAUGUUGAAAGUAUUACCUUUAGUAGAGUUCAUAACAAUAUUGGCACAUGACCUCACAAAGUAUACCUUUUUGCACCAUAAAAAUCCUUGAAUUGAUAUAUUAGAAACUGAUUUUUAAUAGCAUUCUUUGUAGUAUAGUGUCCAAAAAAAUAUUCUUUGUAUGUAUGAUAUUUUUAAAGUUGCAACAUCACGUUGAUUUGUGCAUUAAGCAUUUAAGUAUUUACCUGUCGUAUUUUGUUCCUAGUGCAGAUAUUU